Molecule: messenger RNA, 6910 nt
Organism: Synchiropus splendidus (mandarinfish)
Lineage: Eukaryota; Metazoa; Chordata; Actinopteri; Syngnathiformes; Callionymidae
Gene: abcg8
Product: ATP-binding cassette, sub-family G (WHITE), member 8
Exons: 19
Coding region: 3959-5959 (666 amino acids)
Biological process (GO): cholesterol homeostasis
Cellular component (GO): plasma membrane
Molecular function (GO): ATP binding; ABC-type transporter activity; ATP hydrolysis activity
Source: RefSeq, a predicted model, not a curated record
AACAAUUUAGUUUAUUUUAUCCCAGUAUUUACAACAAAAUACAAGUUUUAAAAAUGUAAUCAUAUACUCUUCACAAAUUGAUGUACAUCGCCGUCUUCUGUAUCAAUCAUGUACAUUUAAAUACCGUAGCUUUUAUACAAUUUAUUACAUGUGUGCGAAUACAUACAUUUUCCUUUUGCUGUCUGACAGCAACAAACUUGGAUAUUACUGCUCCGAUUUCAUCCAGGGCAGUUUCAGAAAACACACAGUCGUUAAAUCAUCGUCCAUUGUUUAUGUUUUUAAGUAAUAAAGCAUUUGAACAAGUCAAUGUCCUGUUAUAAAAAGUGUAUUUUCGCUUUUAGUGACGCACAAGCCGGUCUCUAAUCUUGAAGCUGAUUAUGCCCAGCAGUAGCAGCGCAGGGAGGAACGAGUAGAGGAGCAGGAAGUCUUGUGUGUAGCGGGACAGAGCUCCAGGGUAACCUUCUUCAAUGACCUGGUUUCCGUUGGUGAUCAAGCAACCCCCCGAUCAGUCAUGAGAUGCAGGCGUCUUACUGCAGGUGAAUUCAAGUUGGUGGAAUUCAGUGACGAUGAGCAGCUCGCAGCUGUACUUCUGGAAAGUCAGGUAGCUCAGCCACUGGAACAGCGUGGGCAUCUGCUGGGUGCUUCUGUGGACGGAGACAGCCGGGUGUGUUUAGGACACAAGAUCAUUGAAGACAGAUUGGUGGAAAAGCAAAGUCAUUCUUGUGAGUCAUACAUCCGAGUUAAUUCAGUUGUAUUCACUUCUGUUGCUUUUCCACCUGACUGCAACCUUUCAAAUUAGUUUUAUUUCGUCUCUUUGAAAUUAUAUUGUAUUACGAUUUACAAUACCAUGUGUUGUACCAUUAUUUUUUUAAACAAACACAUUUUUCCAUUGGAGGAUACUUUUUAACUUAAUAUUCUUUCUAUUUUAUCGUGAAAAUGUUUCCUGUUAAUUAAUAAUUUACAUAAUAUAAUUAAUUUAUACUUGAAUUUAUACUCACUUACGUGAUCAACAACCUAUUUUACGGUUCUGCUGAUAAAAUUGGGUGACCACCUUUUUCGUCUUACUCAGUUGUUUCAAAUCAUAAAAGUGUCCUUGAACAUGUGAAACUUUGCUUCUUUGUCAAGCUAAUUAUUCGUAGUCUCUCACCUCAAGAAACCAGAGCCCACAAGGAUCCCAGCAAUGUUGAGCAAAGCCACGCCGGUGUUCACCAUGUUUGGGUCCUGGACCACACCAAGCAGCACGACAGUCAGCAACUCGCCUGAACGCAAGCACAUAAAUAGGAAUAAACACAGGGAUACAAAACAGUGGUAUAUGAUAACAGACAAGAUAACUAUUCAAUAAAGCUUAUUUAUGUUGUAGUCAAGUAAUGGACAACAAGGUGUAAUGACACAGUCAAAAAGAUAUUCUUGUGAUCAGUAAUUGUGCUCUUAUUUUAUCAAAUGAUAUUCACUUCAGUUUACCUAUUUGACUCAGGAAAUCAUAAUGGACUCAUUAAGGUACUCAAAAAAAUACGACAAUCUGUCUGGGAAAACAAAAUAAAGGGGCAGAAAUGAAAAUAACAGUUUUUCUCAGCUCCUUUUCGAUCUCUCAGGUCUACUACUACUCAAUUUUGAACAUGUGAGUUUUGAAAUGUGAUUUAAAGGUGGAUAACGGGGUCAUAGAUCAAUUCAGAUGUUCAUUACCACGUACUACAUUCAUAUAAUGUGAUAUAUAUGAGACCUGUUUGACUAAAUAUAGCCGAGACAAUGUUGUGUUUUUGCAGUUAUAUAAUUUAGCAGCAUAUAUUUUAGAACACAGCUCAGGUUUGUACUUUGAAAUUGUCGUUUCAUUUUAGCCUACCGAUGAUGUGAGGAACCAUGACCACAGCAGAGAAACACAGGAAGCGCAUGCUGUCAGGAUACAUGCCCACCGUCCUGCAGGAAAGCAUAGGGUCAAAUCAGUCUGGCAAUAGUUCUUGAGCAUCUAUGUCAUACACUUUCCAUUUAUAUGUUUUUUAUUUUGUGUAAUUAUACUUAAAUAAUGAUCAUAAAGUUCACAGUAGACACAGUAGAAGAAACAUUAAGUCAUAUUUUUCAUUUCUUUUUUAUUCAAAAGAGACGUCUACACACCAUGGCAACAGGAGCCCUGAUAAUUGGUGAUCGAAUGCAGCAGUACAUUGAUGUAUUGUAGCUUCAAAUAAUCUUCUGUUGUAGAUCUGUUGUAGCUGUGACAUGGUCAAUACACUUCCAGGGUCAUAAGCAGGUGCACCGUGAAAACCCAUGAUUGACUCACCAGUAAAGGAAGGAGCUGAAAAUGAAGACGCUGAGUACACUGAAGGGCAGGAUGUGGACAAUCACGUACCCUGAAGAGCUCCGAGCGUGGCUGGUGAAUGGUCACAAUAACAAUGCGAUUUCUUCGAGCCAGCUCGGCCAGCAGCAUCACGAUCUGAUUGGCUGUCAUGCUGUCCAGUCCGGUGGUGGGCUCGUCCAACAAAAUGACCUCUGUGGAGAAAGCAUCUUGCUCAAGGCUCCGCCCUCCUCCAGGUUUGUCACACUCUUUUGGUUUUUUCAAGAUGGAAAGUUUCUCUUUCUUUAAAUAGGUUGACUCUCACUGGAGUCAAGUCUACUUGUGAACUUCAGCAGUUUCGAAGCGAAUGAGUGUAAUUAGGGCAAAGAUGGCCUCUUUCCUUCAGGAAAGUAGAGUGAAAUUAACAUAUUCUUUAAUUGUGAGAUUAAUUCAUUUCCUGCUUGAUUGAAGAUGCAGUGAAUGGGAACUCCUCAUUACGCUGCCAGCCACUCGAGGUGUGUGUGGCCACUCUAAUCCUGAAUGAGGAUGGAGACCCCUCGUGGUCCCUGGAGCAGCCGGGACUCUGAUAAACCACAGCAUGGAUAUGUGGUGUGUGGGUGUGUGCGCAUCACAGGGAGGUCCAACACGUGACACGACAGCUUAUUAUCCAGGUGGCAUCAACAGCACGAUGAUGUACUCACUGGGGUCCUGGAGGAGCUGGCUGGCGAUGGAAACUCUCCUUCGCUCACCCCCAGAGAUCCCGGGGAAAACCCGGCCCCCAAUCACACUGUGGGCGACGUGAGUGAGACUCAACUCGGCCAUCACUGCCGACACCUGCGGAGGAGACCAGGUGGUUUCAUCCACGCUCCAUGACAGGGGUGAUUCUCCAAGUAACUGGUAGUGUCUUAGAAGAUGAUGGUUUCUUUACAAACGGUGAAGCUGCUGCUCUACACCGAGUCUCUGGCCGAGCACAUCACCUUGCACAAGCUCCUUGUUCACACCUGAGUUCCCCAGGAUCCCCAUAAUCUGCCCGCUGUCUAUGUGGAAGGAAACAUCAUUGAGGAUCUGACGGGUCCAUCUCUUCCUGUAGGAGUUUAAGUCCCACCACGGACCCACGCUCUCACUGGAACACACAUGGGAGACGAUGGUGUUUACCUGACGGUGUAGUUGAUCUUGCUGACACUGAGGCAGCACGAAGGCUCGGCUCUGUCUGCGCCACCACCUCUCCAAACAUCCUUCUUCUCCCCGAAGUUAAAGGAGCUUCGGUCUUCUGAGCCAAACUGCGGCUCCAUGUCCUGCAUCGGGGAACUCAUGUUCUCCUCUCCAGGUCUGGACCUGCUCUGCUCUUUUGGAGAAAUCUGAGCGCAAGUCUUAAGGUAAUUCCACAGUGCUGCUGUCCGGCGCAGCUGUGGAAGAGCGCUGGUCACUGAAUGCACCCAUAAACACACACACAGAUUGUGGUGUUAUCUUUGAGAACUUUGACCUGGAGUUAUGGCUCACGGCCAUCUCCUUAAACUCGGACUUCAAAUUCUGACUUGCAACCGGAAACAUUGCUGAGCGGCAGCACACAUGGAGCCGUGACAUGACAUGAGACUUGAGAGAUCGCAGAGCUUCUUCAGCUGGAUUGAAGGCAAAGUACAGAGCAGAAGAGAAGACAACUGAAGAAGACGUCAACGGAAUCCCAGCAGCACCAUGAUGGAGGAAGCAAACAUGACAGACAUGAACAACAUGGAUCAGCAUCCAAACAGCGAGCUGUUCUCCACGGAGGAAGACAGCAGUCUCUACUUCACUUACAGCGGUGGGUGCAACGAGCUGGAGGUCAAUAACCUGCAGUAUGAGGUGGACACGGCGGCUCAGAUCCCCUGGUACGAGAGGCUGUCAGAGUUCAAGCUGCCGUGGGAGAUGAAAGGGGACAAACAGAUGGCCAUAAAUAAGCUGAGCCUCAGAGUCCACAGUGGUCAGAUGCUGGCUAUCAUCGGCAGCUCAGGCUGUGGUAAAACCUCUCUGCUGGACAUCAUCACAUGUCGGAACGAAGGUGGAAGGAUGAAGUCGGGGGAGAUUCUCAUCAAUGGGAAGCCCAACACGCCACAGCUGGUGACCAAGAGCAUCGCUCACGUUCGCCAAGAUGACCGGCUGCUCCCACACCUCACCGUCCGCGAGACACUCUCUUUUGUGGCCAAGCUGCGGCUCCCGACCCACUACUCUCAGGCUCAAAGGGACCAGAGGGUGGAUGAUGUCAUAGCUGAGCUACGGCUGCGACAGUGCGCCCAGACCCGGGUGGGAAACGACUACGUGAGGGGCGUGUCUGGAGGAGAGAGGAGGCGAGUCAGCAUCGCAGUCCAGUUGCUUUGGAACCCUGGGAUCUUGAUCCUGGACGAGCCCACUUCCGGGCUCGACAGCUUCACCGCACAUAAUCUGGUGAUCACUUUGUCCCGCUUGGCCCGAGGGAACCGGCUGGUCCUGCUCUCGGUCCACCAACCCCGAUCGGACAUCUUCCAGCUCUUCGACCUGGUGGUGCUGAUGUCAUCCGGUUCUGCCGUGUACUGCGGGGCGGCGCGGGACAUGGUGCCGUACUUCACCAGCCUGGGCUACCCCUGCCCCCGCUACUGCAACCCUUCGGACUUCUACGUCGAUCUGAUCAGUGUGGACCGACGCUCUCCGGAGCAGGAGGCCGAGUGUCUGGAGCGGGCCAGAGUCCUCGCCGAGCAGUUCAGAGAGAAAGUCCGCGACACUGACGAUCACAUGUGGAAACCAUCGGCAGGCAAUGUGCUGACGUCAGCUGACAGCUCUGCACAAACCAACGCGCCGGAGAACGUCGUAACGAUUUCGAGGGAGAAAGACAAACUGCCGGGGAAGCUGCAUCAGUUCACCAUUCUCAUCAGGCGUCACAUGUACAACGACUACAGAGAUCUGGUGACCAUCCUGGUCCACGGCUUGGAGGCUCUGCUCAUGUCCCUGCUGGUCGGGUGCCUGUACUACGGAGCUGGGGACGCUGUGCUGUCCAUCCAGGACACGGUGGCUCUGCUGUACAUGAUCGGAGCGCUGACACCAUUCGCUGUGGUGCUGGACGUCAUAGCCAAGUGUCACACCGAGAGGGCGAUGCUGUACCACGAGCUGGAGGACGGCAUGUACUCGGUCACCUCCUACUUCUUCGCCAAGAUCCUGGGGGAGCUACCUGAACACUGCGUCUUCACGCUGGUCUACGCUCUCCCCAUCUACUGGCUGGCCGGCCUGAACGAGGCGCCGGAUCGAUUCCUGCUCAACUUCCUGCUGGUGUGGCUGAUGGUCUACUGCAGCCGGGCCAUGGCUCUGUUCGUGGCGGCCGCGCUGCCCACCCUGCAGACCUCCGCCUUCAUGGGCAACUCGCUGUUCACCGUCUUCUACCUGACCGGAGGCUUUGUCAUCAGCCUGGAGAACAUGUGGCUCGUGGCCUCCUGGCUCUCCUACGCCUCCUUCAUGCGCUGGGGUUUCGAGGGCAUGCUGCAGGUCCAGUUCAGAGGAAACAUGUACGACAUCCCCAUCGGGAACCUCACCAUCCAGAUCGACGGCAUCCACGUGGUGGAGGCCAUGAAGCUAAACCAGCACCCGCUCUACUCCUGCUACCUGGUGCUGCUGGCUGUGUGCCUGGGCUUCAUGGGACUCUACUUCCUCUGUCUGAAGUUCAUCAAGCAGAAGUCCAGUCAGGACUGGUGACCAGGCUCGAGCUCGACUGGAUCGACUCGGAGCCUCUAGGUGUUUGAGCUCAGUGAAACGCUGGCUUCAACUCAUCGUAUCGUCACGUUUAAAUACUUCCUAAUGACAUUGAGCUUUUUAAGUAUAAACCUUAGCUGAGAGCUUCAUCCCACCUCUAUGUCUACAGACUUCAAUGAUGAGAAAAUGUGUCAGUUAGAAAAUUCAUGCUUUAAUUUUAUGAUAUUUGCCCUCACAUUUACGUUUUUUACUCACGUGUUUUUAUUCUUAUAUUUACACAUUUCAGAAUCACUUUUUCUUUAAUCCCCUUCUUGUUAUGCCCCCUGUAUUUCGCUUUAUUUUCUUGAUAUAAAUCGCGGGCUGGUCCCUCAUGAACGCGCUUGUAAAUGCUAUGUUAAUGCCUGCCGCUGGGUGGCAGCAGAACGCCGCACAAAAAACAAAAAAAUUAUAAUCUCGUCUUCGCGCGCUGUAGGCGUCACGUGACAAAAGCGCCACUUUGGCGGCCCUCCAUCAGCAGCUUUCUGAUUUCAAUCUUCUUUUCUCUUCUCCAGAUUUAUCUCUUGUUCGGUGAGGAUAUUAAGCUUAAUAGUUUGUGCGCUAAAAAAAAGGAGGGUGUGGGGAAAUCCUCGAAGAUAUUCGGUGAUGCUCAUCAAGAAAAAAAAAAAAAAAAAAAGGUUGUGUUCGUGUCGUAAAAGAUUAAAGAUGGUGUGAUGUUCGUGUUUUUGCGCUGGUGCAAAAACAAAGCCUGAUAGAUGAUAAUAUUGUUAGAAUGUCGAUCUGAACAAAGAAAUAAACAUUCCUCAAAACCGUUUUGUCUGAAUAUUUCAGGACUUAAACUCAUGUCAUGACCGAGAGUGACGUCACCACUGACGGAUGAAGAAAGUUUUGAUCGUGAAUGAACGAUGCAAUAUUUUUAAAGUUUGUGUGUUCUCCCCAACGGUAAUAUGCCUGCCU